Messenger RNA from Lutzomyia longipalpis, 2592 nucleotides. RefSeq names its product protein transport protein Sec23A (gene Sec23). Gene Ontology annotation, cellular component: COPII vesicle coat; endoplasmic reticulum exit site. The transcript has 8 exons. The coding region runs from base 136 to 2478 and encodes 780 amino acids. Gene Ontology annotation, biological process: endoplasmic reticulum to Golgi vesicle-mediated transport; intracellular protein transport; COPII-coated vesicle budding. The record is from RefSeq and is a predicted model, not a curated record. Lineage: Eukaryota; Metazoa; Arthropoda; Insecta; Diptera; Psychodidae. Gene Ontology annotation, molecular function: zinc ion binding; GTPase activator activity.
UUUCAUUCCAAGUGACGUGGUCGAAAUUUGUACUUCAUUUUUCACAUUUAGUCCAGGAAAAUUGGAAUUUUCUGGCUAAAUCUUCAAUCUGACUCAGUGGAUCAACUUCCGGAAGACGAGUCUUGAAUCCCGAGGAUGACGACGUACGAGGAGUACAUCCAGCAGAAUGAGGAUCGGGAUGGGAUUCGGUUUACGUGGAAUGUGUGGCCUUCAAGUCGAAUUGAUGCCACACGUCUCGUGGUUCCGCUCGGGUGUCUCUAUCAGCCCAUCAAGGAGCGCCCCGAUCUGCCACCCAUUCAGUACGAUCCCGUUCUGUGCACCCGGACCACAUGCCGUGCAAUCCUCAAUCCCAUGUGCCAGGUGGACUACCGUGCUAAGCUCUGGGUGUGCAACUUUUGCUUCCAACGGAAUCCUUUUCCGCCCCAGUAUGCGGCAAUCUCGGAACAACAUCAACCAGCUGAACUAAUUCCCGGCUUCAGUACAAUUGAGUACACACUGAUGCGGGCUCCCUGCAUGCCACCGGUGUUCCUCUUUGUCGUGGACACGUGCAUGGAUGAUGAGGAAUUGGGUGCUCUGAAGAACUCCCUGCAAAUGUCCCUGAGUCUACUGCCGUCCACGGCCCUGAUUGGCCUUAUUACAUUCGGGAAGAUGGUGCAGGUGCACGAGCUCGCAACGGAAGGUUGCUCCAAGAGCUACGUCUUUCGCGGCACGAAGGACCUCACGGCAAAGCAGAUUCAGGACAUGCUGGGAAUUGGACGAGUACCCGCCGGUGGGAUGCAGCAGCCGCAGCAGCAGCAACCACGUGCACCGCAGGGGCAGCCCGUAGCGCCGGCUAAUCGUUUCCUGCAGCCCAUUCACAAGUGCGACAUGGCCCUAACGGACCUCUUGGGGGAGUUGCAACGUGAUCCAUGGCCAGUGCCUCAGGGAAAACGUUAUCUUCGCUCCACUGGAACUGCUUUGUCCAUCGCUGUGGGUCUCCUGGAGUGUACGUACCCCAAUACAGGGGCACGUAUUAUGAUGUUCGUCGGAGGACCUUGUUCUCAGGGACCCGGUCAGGUGGUGAAUGACGAACUGAAGCAGCCUAUUCGGUCCCAUCACGACAUCCACAAGGACAAUGCAAAGUACAUGAAGAAGGCAGUUAAGCAUUACGAUUCUCUGGCCAUGAGAUCCGCAACAAAUGGCCACUGCAUCGACAUCUAUUCGUGCGCCCUGGAUCAGACGGGUCUGAUGGAGAUGAAGCAAUGCUGCAACUCCACAGGUGGUCACAUGGUCAUGGGGGAUUCCUUCAAUUCCUCCUUAUUCAAGCAAACGUACCAAAGGGUGUUUGCUCGCGAUGCAAAGGGUGACCUCAAAAUGGCCUUCAAUGGGACGCUGGAGAUCAAAUGUUCGCGCGAAUUGAAGAUUGAGGGUGGAAUUGGGUCGUGUGUGUCGCUAAAUGUGAAGAAUGCAUCGGUUUCGGAUUCAGAGAUUGGCAUGGGUGGUACAGCGCAGUGGAAGUUGUGCACAUUGACGCCAAAUAUGGCCAUGGCGUUCUUCUUUGAGGUGGUCAAUCAGCAUGCAGCUCCCGUGCCUCAGGGUGGACGUGGGUGCAUCCAAUUCAUAACUCAGUAUCAACAUUCCAGCGGACAGAGGCGCAUCCGUGUUACCACAGUGGCCAGAAACUGGGCUGAUUCUUCAACAAAUCUCCAUCAUAUUAGUGCAGGAUUUGAUCAGGAAGCUGCAGCUGUUCUCAUGUCCCGAAUGGUUGUUUAUAGGGCUGAAAGUGACGAUGGACCCGAUGUUCUACGCUGGGUGGAUCGUAUGCUCAUUAGAUUGUGUCAGAAAUUUGGGGAAUACAGCAAGGAUGAUCCCAAUAGCUUCCGUCUUGCGGAGAAUUUCAGUUUAUAUCCCCAAUUUAUGUAUCAUUUGAGGCGCUCUCAGUUCCUCCAGGUGUUCAAUAAUUCACCAGACGAGACAACUUUCUACCGGCACAUGCUGAUGCGUGAGGAUCUGACCCAAUCUCUCAUCAUGAUUCAACCCAUCCUCUACAGCUACUCAUUCAAUGGACCACCAGAACCAGUGCUCCUGGAUACGUCAUCAAUUCAACCAGAUCGCAUCCUCCUCAUGGACACCUUCUUCCAGAUUCUCAUCUUUCACGGGGAAACGAUAGCCCAGUGGCGUCAGCUGAAGUAUCAGGAUAUGCCGGAAUAUGAGAAUUUCAAGCAACUCUUGCAGGCUCCCGUGGAUGAUGCUCAGGAUAUCCUUCAGACACGCUUCCCCAUGCCGAGAUACAUUGAUACGGAACAAGGAGGAUCGCAGGCGAGAUUCCUCCUGUCCAAAGUCAAUCCGUCACAGACGCACAACAACAUGUACGCCUAUGGCCAGGGCAUGAUUGGAGCCAAUACGAUGGAUGGUGGGGCGCCUGUUCUAACAGACGACGUGUCUCUUCAGGUGUUCAUGGAGCAUUUGAAAAAAUUGGCAGUGUCCUCUACGACCUAGGGGAGGGAUUCUGCUUGAAUUGAGGUGUAAUCAAUAUUCAAUUAUAAUUAUAAUAAAAAAGAAGAAAAUUUGAGAGUAUUGCUUGGUGGAAUAAAUAAAAUAUUAUUGAAAAUA